AUGAAUGGUGAUCACGCCAGCUCUCAGUGCGGUCUGACGUCGCUGCUGCCCAUGUCUUGUCGUGGUCGGGCCGCAGCGUUCGCGCGAGACUUACAAUCCAGACUCCGGAGCCUCGGUACUCCUCAAGAUGCGGAAUGCGAGAAUUCCUGGCUCAGCAGAGAUAAUGGCGUACACCGGCCGUCCACGUCGUCACAGCGGGACUUAGAUACCUUGUACGAUUAUGAACUCGAAUGUGAAAGCCCGUCCAGCCCCGUCGAAGAGUACUCAGCACCUUUUACGGAACGAUUAUCUGAAGACUCAGAGCUCCCUUUCUACGAUAUCGACUCCGAGGAACUUAAAGAACAGAAAAAGUUUUUACUGAAGCACCCAGAUAAUGGGAAGAAUGGAUUUAAAUUCACAACAGCUUUCUUCACAGAAUCUCCUAUUAAAGUGCAACCAGCCCCAAAAGAAAAUGGACUCGUUGACAAACCAUUGUUUUCGCCAAUUACAUUUGAAGGGUGUGCCAGGCAAAAUAGUUUUGAUGAAGUAGACUGUGUAGUGCCAACAUUGUGUAACUUGGAAAACGACAGGAUACUUGCGCAUUUAAGUUCCACGAUCGACAGUGAUUCUGAGUUUGAGUCUGCAAAGAGCGAGCCUUCAGAUGCAAUCGAAGAUUAUACUGAUUUGGAUAAACGUUCAGAUGAUAACAGCGAAGCUCUAGAAAAUAUCUCUCUCGACGCUGAACUACCUGAAGAAGAGGAAACAAAGGUUGAGCAGGAAUCAGUCAAUUGUGAAUCUAAAGUGGAGAAUGGUAAUCAUGAGACCAUCCAAAUUUUAGAAACAGACUGUUUAUCAACAACUGAAAACGAACAACACUCAAAUGAAGAAUCUAAACUCGAAGAGGAAGGUGAAGAUGAUAGGCCACAGCGGGUGAGACGGUGCUCGUCUUUGAAAACUGGUAAAACUCCACCGGGGACGCCAGGCAGGAAAAAAAUUGUGCGAUUCGCAGACGUUUUGGGGCUCGAUUUAGCUGAUGUGAAAACAUUUAUGGAUGAGAUUCCUGUAAUUCCUAAGUCUGCUUAUGAUGAUCUGACCGGGUGUGAUGUCCAAAACUCCCCUCCUACUCGCUCCACUCCAAGACUUGGUGCUCUGACGCUAGUUCCUCUUUUCCGACUUCCCAAAGAUUUAACAGACAAGCUCGAAAAACAAAAUAUAUGUCUUGAAAGUGCAAGAGUCUCGGAUGGCGUUCACAUUACGAUUUGUGGGUCCGUGCGAGUUAGGAAUUUAGAUUUUCACAAGACAGUUCAUAUACGGUACACUAUGAAUCGAUGGAAAACUUAUACAGAUUUACAAGCAAUUUACGUGCAAGGCUCGUGUGAUGGCUAUUCUGAUCGUUUUCAGUUUGUACUCUAUGCUCCCUGUAUUUCGUCAGGACAAAGACUGGAAGUUGCUGUAAGAUUUCAGUGCAAAGGUCAACAGUUUUGGGAUAACAACUGCGGAGCAAACUACUGUUUCGACUGCUUGGCUCUAGGGGCAAUGUUGACUGCAUCGUCGCCUCCUGGCGCCCUUCACCCUACCGUAGACUGGCAUCCUUCUUUCUACUGA
Messenger RNA from Pieris macdunnoughi, 1584 nucleotides. The record is from the annotation of a GenBank genome assembly. NCBI's taxonomy places the organism in Eukaryota, Metazoa, Arthropoda, Insecta, Lepidoptera, Pieridae.